GGGCGGUCCCGGCGCUCGGUCCUCCGCUCCGAGGGUCGCUGGGACCCCGGCAGGCGGCCCCUGGCUCUGCCUGCUGCCGCCGCGGCCUUCGCGACCACAGACCUUCCCCCCAGGCGGGGACCCAGCGCGUGCCGUGGGGGCGGGAGCCGGGUGGUUGGAGCCGCGGCGCUCGGGAGAGGUGGAGAGUUUCCUGGAUCGUCCGCUUGGGGGCAAGUUGGAGAGCUUGAGAAGCAGCCCCUCCUAUGCCUAGACAGCCAAGGCAAAGCCCAGGGCUAGAGCGUCAGCCACCAGACGCGAGAUGUUGUGAUGCCAGCUAACAGGUCUUCUCUGCUGGUUGAAAUGUCUAUGAUUUUAUCUGCAUCAGUCAUUCGCGUCAGAGAUGGACUCCCCCUUUCUGCUUCUACUGACUAUGAACAAGGCACAGGCGUGCAGGAGUGCAGAAAGUAUUUUAAAAUGCUCUCAAAGAAACUUGCUCAGCUUCCUGAUAGAUGUACACUGAAAACUGGACAUUAUAACAUUAAUUUUAUUAGCUCUCUGGGAGUGAGCUACAUGAUGUUGUGCACUGAAAAUUACCCAAAUGUUCUGGCCUUCUCUUUCCUGGAUGAGCUUCAGAAGGAGUUCAUUACUACUUAUAACAUGAUGAAGACAAAUACUGCUGUCAGACCAUACUGUUUCAUUGAAUUUGAUAACUUCAUUCAGAGGACAAAGCAGCGAUAUAAUAAUCCCAGAUCUCUUUCAACAAAGAUAAAUCUGUCUGACAUGCAGAUGGAAAUCAAGCUGAGGCCCCCUUAUCAAAUUUCCAUGUGUGAACUGGGGUCCGCCAAUGGAGUCACCUCUGCAUUUUCUGUUGACUAUAAAGGUGCUGGUAAGAUUUCUUCUGCUCACCUGCGACUGGAACCAGCAACUCUGUCAGGGAUUGUGGCUUUUAUCCUCAGUCUUUUAUGUGGAGCUCUGAAUUUAAUUCGAGGUUUUCAUGCCAUAGAAAGUGUUUUGCAGAGUGAUGGUGAAGAUUUUAAUUAUGUUGUUGCAUUUUUCCUUGGAACAGCAGCCUGCCUUUACCAGUGUUAUUUACUUGUCUACUACACCAGCUGGCGGAAUGUCAAAUCUUUUUUGACUUUUGGUUUAAUCUGUCUAUGCAACAUGUAUCUCUAUGAACUGCGCAACCUGUGGCAGCUUUUCUUUCACGUGACUGUGGGAGCGUUUGUUACGCUACAGAUAUGGCUAAGGCAGGCCCAGGGCAAGGCUCCUGAUUAUGAUGUCUGAUACCAUCCUUCAGACAUACUGCCCUGGCUUCCAAGGAAAAAGGAGGGAGCCUAUCUUAACUGCCACUGUGAUGAAGAAACUGUUCACCACAAUCCAGAAGCUCUGCUUUCUUUCUCUCCAACUAUCCUUUUUGUUUUAAGUCAGCAUGGCAUGCCUGGGAGCAUGCAGUACCUGCUAGGCAAAGUCCUCAUGUUAGCCAUGAGAUUAUUAUUAUUCAGAAGAGGAGGAGACUUCUCUCUACAGGGCCACAACAGUGGAAGAACAGUCAGAAGCUACUGGAAGACUUGGCCAGCAGUCCUGAAUCCUUCUGAAGAGUUCAAUAAAAAAAUAUGUGUGGUACAUGCUCUGAGGACCAAGCAGGAACUCUACAACCUGGGUUUGCCUUUGUGAGGCAUGAGUAUAGCCCAAAUAAAAAGAUGCUGUGAAGUUUAUGUUUAAAACAACUUGCUAAAUAUCAGAUUAUUUGCACAUUUAUGGUACAAUAAGUUUAUAAAGUCCA
Nyctereutes procyonoides (raccoon dog) is the source of this 1762-nucleotide messenger RNA. RefSeq names its product SEC22 homolog A, vesicle trafficking protein (gene SEC22A). Gene Ontology annotation, biological process: endoplasmic reticulum to Golgi vesicle-mediated transport. The record is from RefSeq and is a predicted model, not a curated record. The transcript is spliced from 8 exons. The coding region runs from base 307 to 1263 and encodes 318 amino acids. NCBI's taxonomy places the organism in Eukaryota, Metazoa, Chordata, Mammalia, Carnivora, Canidae.